ACCUUAGUAGAACAACCUAAACUAAACUGCCUUUCAAAAUAUCUCAGCGAGUGAGUGCUGUGACCUACAGUAUUGUUAACACUGUACUAUCAACAAUGGAACAAGAGUGCGACAAGUUCAACAGUUUUUUGGACCCACCAUCCUACUCUAGGCGAUGUCCCAGCGAGCAGAUGCCUCCCAGUGUGGUGGGGUUGUGGUCGAGUUUGAGGCUGACGACAUCAGGGAUGCGCGAGCUAAUAGAGCCCGGAGUAUGCCAGGUUCAGCUCUUAUCUACCUCAAGGGUCCCAAGUUUCUCAUCUAUGUCAGUGGAGCAUUGUCAAUGUGGGGUGACCGCAUGUGGCACUUUGCUAUCUCUGUGUUCCUGAUUGAGCUGUACGGCCGUAACCUGCUGUUGACUGCGGUGUUUGGAUUGGUAGUGGCUGGGUCAGUGCUCCUACUUGGGGCUUUGAUUGGAGACUGGGUUGAUCGCAAUCCCAGAAAUAAAGUUGCACAUGCGUCUCUUUUCAUUCAGAACAUCUCAGUGACAGUAUGUAGCAUUGUGCUCAUGUUGGUGUUCUCAUAUAAGCAAAGGAUUGAGCAGAUCUGGGACGGAUGGCUUACUGUGGUUUGUUAUACGGUGGUGAUCGUCCUGGCAGAUGUGGCAAACCUUGCAAGCACAGCGCUGACCAUUGCCAUUCAGAGGGACUGGAUAGUGGUUAUCACAGGCUACAACCGAGGUCACUUAGCUGGUGAGGGGAUUUGCUCUCUGUUUAUGCAAAUGUUUGUUUGUAUUCCAUGUUUGUCAUGGGCUCGCAUCACAGAGAAUAUCAGGUACUGCUCCGUUUUCUGCUCUUGCCAAAACUCCUCCAGUGGAAGCUCAUUAACCUCUGUGUCUUUGAUCCUAACAAAAGGAAUGAAUGCAACCAUGAGGCGGAUAGAUCAGGUGACUAACAUCCUGGCCCCACUAGCAGUGGGACAGGUCAUGACCCUGGCCUCCAAUGUAGUUGGCUGUGGCUUCAUCCUGGGCUGGAACCUUGUGUCUCUCAUUGUGGAGUUCUUCUUCUUGUCACGGGUGUACCGCAUCGUCCCUGCUCUUUCAAUCAAACCACCAGCAUUGGAGGAGGAUGAGGUGUAUCUGCAGAGCAUGGAGAGGAGAAGUUCACAAGGGGAAGGUAAUGUCGCACAACCUCAACCUCUGACAGAAGGCAACUGCAACAUAAGCCUGCCCCUAAAAGAAAUCACAGACCUGCCGCUGUGUUUCCGGAGGUUUCGCUGGUUGGUGAGCACCUGUAAGGACGGUUGGAGGGCCUACUAUCGACAGCCUGUCUUCCUGGCAGGAAUGGGUCUGGCUUUCCUCUACACCACCGUACUGGGCUUCGACUGCAUCACGACCGGCUAUGCCUACACUCAGGGUAUAAGCGGCUCUCUCCUUAGUCUACUGAUGGGUGUAUCAGCUAUCACAGGGCUGAUGGGAACCGUGAUGUUCACCAGACUCAGGAAGACCUAUGGCCUGGUUAACACAGGAAUCAUCUCAAGCUGCCUCCACCUGGGCUGCUUGCUGCUGUGUGUGUGCUCUGUGUUUGCCCCUGGCAGCCCUAUGGAUCUUAGCUUGCUGAUGCCCUACAUUACCUCCAACUCCUCUUCUGAACUUGGAGGGAUGGCAAGUCAAAGGCAAAAACACACUUAUCCUCUGAGGGGAGGCAGCAAUCAGCCACUGCUUCCUGACCGUUCCUCCAUUCAUUGGACCAACAACACUGUGCUUUUUGACAAUGUGCCCUCUGGCUCAGCGCCAGAAUCCUACAUCUCCAUUAUCCUGCUGUUCUUGGGCGUCAUCACAGCACGCAUCGGUCUCUGGUCCUUCGACCUGACAGUGACUCAGCUCCUGCAGGAGAACAUCUGUGAGUCAGAGAGGGGUGUGGUAAACGGGGUGCAGAGCUCUAUGAAUUACCUGAUGGAUCUGCUUCACUUCAUAAUGGUCAUCUCUGCUCCACAGCCACAGCACUUUGGCAUCCUAGUUAUCAUUUCUGUAUUAUUCAUCACCACUGGGCACACUAUGUACUUCCUGUAUGCACACAAAGCCAAAAGAAAACGCCGCCUCGACACAUAAGGAGCAGACGUGGCCCACACAUCCAGGCAUGAGAUGCUUACCAGCACUGACUCCACUCUGCACCUGUGAAAUGAAUGUCUCCCUCCUGUUCCUUCAGCAAUCUUAUUGCAACACUCAACUCCCGACGUAGCCAUUCAUUUCAGCACAACACAGCAAGUGCCUGUCACACCUCGGUUGCUUUCUUCCUGCAGGGCCAUGUGCCACAGCAGCAAACAAGAACUCAGGUGAAGUAGAGUGGGAGACACGCUCUCCCUUCGUGUACAUACGUUGAGGUGGCUACAAUAAAUGCAGCAAUGGUACCUCCAGGGGAACUGUCCUAAUCUAAUGUACAACAGGACACCAUGGUAAUGGCUAAGGCACCAGCACAUGCCUUUGCAAACCCUGUAGGAUUACUGCAAGACUUUCAUCAAACAAGCCUGUUAACUUACAUAGCUUUUUGGAUGGGAGGGUGGAUGGAUGGAGAGAUUUUUCUAACCUUCACUCAGUUAAGAACUGGUGUUGUUAGGAAAACUUAACAGUGAUAGAUGAAAAUAUAAACAAGACAAGACAGUAUUUUUGCAAGUGGCAUAGAUGUUACUGAUCCGUCCACUUGGAAAUAUUCCAGGAUGUCCAGAAAGGAACAUAAAGGGAACUUGAUGUGAGAUUGUUUGAUUUUUAAAAAAAAAAGAAAAAAAAUCAGAAAGGCACCCCCCUUUUAAUGGACAGAAGUGAAAGGACAAAGUAUUUCCUUCCCCUGGUUUGUUUCUCUGUGGAUGAAUCAAGCAAACAUUUGCCUUUCUUUUAUGCAUGUAAACCGGGUUUAUGGAUUACGACAACAACAAAAAAGAUCACAUCAUACCAUGUACUUUAGUCAAACUUCAAUACAAACUAUUUUAUUCUAAUUGCUUGUGUACUUAGAUAAAUAAAAAUAGUUUCCAAACUUUCUUUCCUUCCCAUAUAAAGAGUGAUAUUAAUAGUUUUAUAGAAAUCCAAGCAGAAAGCAAUCUUCAUUUUGUGACAUGUUUGAAAUCAGUGAUAGCUAUGUGUUGAUAGAAAAUGUCGAUCGCUGCUAUUGGCAGGAUUGUAUUACACUUUGCUUCAUUCUUUUGUAGUUCUGAUGAACUAAACUUUACCUUACCUCAACUAAGAACAAGAACACUUGGGAAUAUGACUUGGGAAUUACUCUCAGCUACUGUAUGUUUUCAUAUCUCCUUCAUGUACAGUGGAAAUAACAUCAAAGUUUAACCUUCUGUCAUACAACCAGCAACACAUCUCAAUAUAUUUGUAUAAUUUUCCUGUGAAAUUUCCAUAUUGUAUGUUGUCCAUAUUUUUCAGACUGACUAUUAUGAUAAUAAAGAUGACUGA
Messenger RNA from Seriola aureovittata, 3430 nucleotides. RefSeq names its product solute carrier family 40 member 1. Gene Ontology annotation, molecular function: iron ion transmembrane transporter activity. Lineage: Eukaryota; Metazoa; Chordata; Actinopteri; Carangiformes; Carangidae. Gene Ontology annotation, biological process: iron ion transmembrane transport. Gene Ontology annotation, cellular component: membrane. The record is from RefSeq and is a predicted model, not a curated record. The transcript is spliced from 7 exons. The coding region runs from base 155 to 2086 and encodes 643 amino acids.